Messenger RNA from Medicago truncatula (barrel medic), 1657 nucleotides. Its product is annotated as F-box/kelch-repeat protein At3g23880. The record is from RefSeq and is a predicted model, not a curated record. Bases 77 to 1258 code for a protein of 393 amino acids. NCBI's taxonomy places the organism in Eukaryota, Viridiplantae, Streptophyta, Magnoliopsida, Fabales, Fabaceae. Gene Ontology annotation, molecular function: protein binding. The transcript is spliced from 2 exons.
UUGAAGGUUUGAUUUGAGUAGAUAGAUAAAUUGAUAGCGUCUGUAUAGACUCAAGUUCCCUCGCGAUUCACAAGAAAUGUCGCAGGGAAAUAACAACCGAAACGACGUCGAAACAACCAACACUCAGAGGCAGCGAUUGGUCGCCGGAACCCUAACAUGCCCACCGCUGGAACUUCCAACUCUUCUUUUCGAUCUUUUGCCUGAGAUUCUGUGCAGGCUUCCGGUGAAAUUACUAGUACAGCUUCGAUGCCUUUGUAAGUUCUUCAAUUCUUUAAUUUCUGAUCCUAAAUUCGCAAAGAAACAUCUUCGUAUGUCAACCAAGCGCCGCUACAUCAUGCUAACAAAUUAUAAUCCUUCCACGCGUAGAGAUGAUGAGUUUGUUAUGUAUGAUUCCCCAAUCCCUUUGCCUUUUUCUACUUCUGCAGUUCUUACACAAACACAACUACACAUUCCUAGUACUCUCACAAAUGGAAAUCAUGGCGUGCGUCUGAUUUGCUCUUGCGAUGGCGUGUUUUGUGGUCAGCUCAAUAAUGAUUCUUAUUUCUUGUGGAACCCUUCCAUUACAAAGUUUAAGUUAUUGCCUCCUUUGGAGAAUCACGAAUGGACAUCACUAAGCUUUGGAUAUGAUCAUUUCAUUGAUAAUUAUAAGGUCAUUGUUGUUUCUGACGAAAAUGAAGUUAGGGUUAAUACUUUGGGGACUGAUUAUUGGAGAAAGAUAGAGGACAUCCAUUGUUACACCAAGUAUGGCCCGGGGAUAUUUGUGUGUGGCACUGUUAAUUGGGUUUCAUGGGAUGUCAUUAUUUCUCUUGAUUUAGAGAAGGAGUCAUGUCAAGAGCUUUGCCCACCUGACUUUGGGAAUGAAAAUAAUUGGUGGAAUUUGGGUGUGCUCAGGGAUUGCUUGUGUGUCUUUGCAGGUAGUGAUGAAUAUUGGGAUGUUUGGAUUAUGAAGGAGUAUGGAAAUAAGGAGUUUUGGACUAAACUGUACACUAUUCCUACCAUAGUAUAUGCAGAGUUUUUGCAAGAUCAGGGUUUAGUAGUCGAUCAGGAUUUAUUAGUCAAUGCUGCUUUAUAUAUUUCAGAGGAUGACCAACUGUUGGUGAAAUGUUAUCAGCUUGAUAAUAAUCAUGGUGCGACACUAGCCUAUAUCAAGUUUGUUGUUUAUGAUUCCAAAACUGGCACUUUGAAUAUUCCUGAGUUUCAAAACAACUAUGAGCAUAGAGAUGCAAUUUUCUACAUUGAGAGUUUGAUAUCACCUUAAGCAUGGAUUCAACUGCAACAUAUAUAUGGUUGGCUGUGUUUGUUUGUUUCAAUAGAAGGGUUAUUCACAAUCAGAAUUGCUCGGGUUCUUUUUGUGGUGUGGAGCUUUGCUGAAGAUGGGGUGAAAAGGGUAGUAGUUAUAGGGUAAUUUAACUUCUUAAGUUCUGUUUGAUUAUUUCUUCUGAAGUCAAACUAGAGGAGGUGAAAAACCUACAUGUUUUAAAUAGAUAGGAUAAACUUGUCUCUGACUUUAUUAUUGUCUGUUGUUUGUCUUGAUAGAAUGUGGAUAGGUUGUGUGAUUGUGAAGCAUAGUUAAAUGGAUAAUUAAGGGAUUUUUUAAUUGCAAAUGCUUUUGGAUGUAUUUUCCUUGCAAAAACAUAUUCAGUACCCGUUUGUUUAA